Dendroctonus ponderosae (mountain pine beetle) is the source of this 1471-nucleotide messenger RNA. Its product is annotated as proline-rich protein 4-like. The transcript has 5 exons. The coding region runs from base 93 to 1379 and encodes 428 amino acids. The record is from RefSeq and is a predicted model, not a curated record. Lineage: Eukaryota; Metazoa; Arthropoda; Insecta; Coleoptera; Curculionidae.
AGCCAUGAAAGCACAGCGAUAUAAAUUGCGCGAGGGUACCAUUGCAAGUCAGCAGUACCAUUCUGCCGCCCGUGCAACGUGAACCAUCACACAUGAAGCUUCUGAGUUUUUUCGCGCUCUGCGCACUCCUGCUGUUGGCGAGUGCCGAAGAAAAAAAAUCAGAAAAGGCCGCAGACAGUAAAGCAGUGGAAUCAGCCCCCGCGGAAAAGAAGCAGGACAAGAGGGGGCUCGAGCUCGGCUAUGGAGGCGGCCACGACUUUGGCGGCGGUUUUGAAGGAGGACACAGUUUUGGAGGAGGCUUUGGAGGAGGCGACCUUGGAGGCGGCCACGACUUUGGUGGCUUCGAUUUAGGAGACGUAUUUGGGGGUGGUGAAGGUGGGGGGCACGGGGGUAGUAUUGGAGGUGGCUCGGGGGGCUGGCAAGGUCACGAGCAUCACCAAAAGACUGUUACGAUAGUCAAGAAGGUGCCUGCGCCGUAUCCAGUGGAAAAAACCAUCCACGUACCCGUGGAGAAGAAGGUACCCUAUCCGGUGAAAGUGCCCUACCCGCAACCCUAUCCCGUGGAAAAAAAGGUGCCGUAUCCAGUCAAAGUACCCGUCCACGUUAAGGUUCCAGUCCACAAACCAGUACCUGUGGAGAAAAUCGAACAUGUACCCGUCAAGGUCCACGUAGACAAACCCUACCCAGUGAAAGUGUUGGUGCCCCAGCCUUACCCAGUUGAAAAAACCGUCCACGUUCCCUACAAGGUGCACGUACCCGCCCCUUAUCCAGUGGAAAAAGAAGUACCCUAUCCAGUAAAAGUCCCAGUGCAUGUACCCAAACCCUAUCCAGUCUACAAGGAGGUUCCAGUUCCCGUCAAAGUACCAGUCGACCGGCCUUACCCUGUCCACGUUCCCAAACCCUAUCCAGUUCAUGUGGAGAAAAAAAUCCCCUAUCCAGUAUUCAAGCCAGUACCGGUACCAGUCAAGGUAGCCUUUGAUCGUCCCAUUCCCUACCCAGUGGAAAAACCCCAACCCUACCCAGUUAAAGUAGCCGUCCCAGUCCCGUACCCGGUUGUGAAAAAAAUCCCCGUCACAGUUGAAAAACAUGUUCCCUAUGCAGUGAAAAUUCCCAUUUUCAACCCGGUACCGUACACCGUGGAAAAGAAGGUACCAGUGGAGGUGGAAAAACCGGUUCCCGUUCCAGUUAAAGUUCCAGUGGCAGUACCGAUCCACGAAGAACACGGGGGUGACUUUGGGGGCAACUUUGGGGGCGGCAGCGCAGGAGGCGACGAACAUUUUGGAGGCGGAGGAGACAUUGGUGAUAUAGGCGGACACGACUUUGGCGGUUUCAGUAGUCAAGGUGGAGAUGAAUAUGACGGCGAACAAGGCCAUCACUGAUUGGGCUGCUUUAUCGGUUUAAAUUGCGUCAGUAUUACUAUGUCCGUUGUUUAAUUUGUAUCUAUUGUUAUUUAAUAUAUAAAUUUAGGAAA